Messenger RNA from Penicillium nucicola, 1908 nucleotides. RefSeq names its product DNA topoisomerase 3. Gene Ontology annotation, cellular component: nucleus. The coding region runs from base 1 to 1908 and encodes 635 amino acids. The transcript has 7 exons. Lineage: Eukaryota; Fungi; Ascomycota; Eurotiomycetes; Eurotiales; Aspergillaceae. Gene Ontology annotation, molecular function: DNA topoisomerase type I (single strand cut, ATP-independent) activity; DNA binding. The record is from RefSeq and is a predicted model, not a curated record. Gene Ontology annotation, biological process: DNA topological change.
AUGGCUCGUAAGAUCCUCUGUGUGGCAGAGAAGCCUGCCAUUGCUCGCGCAGUGGCCACUCAUCUUUCGGGUGGUUCUUUUCAAACACAUCCAAUUCGCGGGAAUCAGUAUGUGAAAAACUAUGAGUUUGACUUCAACUUUGGUGGUGCUUGGGGCAAUUGCUCUGUCACUAUGACCAGUGUCAUAGGCCACUUAACUGGCCUGGACUUUGACCGUCAGUAUAAAGGCUGGCUUUCCUGUCCUCCAGGGUCACUGUUCGAGGCACCCGUGCAGGAAGACGUUGAUAAGGUGGACAAAGCUCCUAGAUUUGACAAGCUACCAAUCGCGGAAAACAUUCGCAACCAAGCCAGGUACUCCAAGGCAUUGUUCAUCUGGACCGAUUGUGACCGUGAAGGCGAACACAUCGGCUCAGAAGUCCGUACCCAGGCCUUAAAAGGCAAUUCUCGCAUUGAGGUCAAGAGAGCCAAGUUCAGUAACACAGAGAGCGCCCAUGUGCGUCGGGCUGCUCUGCAGCCAGUCAACCUUGAUGACUAUCAAGCAAAUGCUGUAGCUGCCAGAAUCGAGCUUGAUCUUCGAAUUGGUGCGGCAUUCACACGUCUCCAGACGCUGCAACUACAAGCGGUAGUCGCCGCCUUGAAAGACAAGGUCAUCAGCUAUGGAUCAUGUCAAUUUCCUACGUUGGGAUUUGUUGUUGACCGAUACUUGCGAGUGCAGAACUUCAAACCAGAAACGUUUUGGGGCAUCAAAGUAAUUCUUUCCCGAGAAAAUAAGAAAGUCAACUUUCUCUGGAAGCGUGUGCAUCUAUUUGACCGAGCGGUUGUGACAAUGAUGCUAGAACGGUGUCUGACUGCAAAACAAGCUAAAGUCACAAAGGUGAACCAGAAGCCUACAAGCAAAUGGCGGCCAUUACCCUUGACAACCGUCGACCUACAGAUGAUGGGCUCUCGCUUUCUCCGGUUGGACAGUCAAACUAUCAUGAAGAUAGCAGAAGCACUUUACACCAAGGGAUACAUCAGCUAUCCCAGAACUGAAACAGAUCAGUUUGACAAGGCGAUUGACCUCAAGAAGCUAAUUGAAAAGCAAUAUCCUGACAGCUCAUGGGGACAAUACGCGAAGGACCUUGUCGAUAGCAAGUUCAGAACUCCUCGAUGGGGUCGUCACAAUGAUAAAGCCCAUCCUCCCAUUCAUCCGGUGAGCUGGGUUUCACCUAAUCAACUAAACGCCAAUGAAAAGAAAGUGUACGAAUUUGUGGUCCGUCGGUUCCUUGCCUGCUGCUCUGAUGAUGCCAAGGGCCAGAGUACAGAGAUCGAGAUCCAGUAUGGAGAUGAAAUGUUUCAUGCAAACGGUCUGAUGGUGUUGGAGAGAAACUACUUGGAUGUGUAUGUCUACGAUAAGUGGGAAAGUAGCCAACAGCUGCCAAAAUUCGAUCUAGGCGAGCUCUUUGAGCCAACAGAAGCCAAUAUGUUCGAAGGCAAGACUACUGCUCCGAACUAUCUGACCGAACCCGAGCUCAUCGGUUUGAUGGAUGCCAAUGGAAUUGGCACGGAUGCUACUAUGGCAGAGCAUAUCGCCAAGAUCAAAGAACGUGAAUACGUCGCCACAAACCAACGAGGCAGUGGCCGCACCUCAGUACAAGAACUUAUUCCGACUCGUCUGGGAAUUGCUCUUGUAGAGGGCUACGAUAAUGUUGUCACAGGCCUCCCGAAUAGCGUGUCUCUCAGCAAGCCGUUUCUGCGCAAGGAGAUGGAAUUACGGAUGCUUGAGAUCUGCUCGGGUACCAAAACGCGGCAGGAGGUUGUGCAACAGAGCCUUGAUAUGUAUCGGGAGGUUUUUAUCCAUACCCAACGGCGUAUCAACAUGCUGAAGUCUGCCUGUCGAAAAUACCUCGUUGAAGAGGCUGCAUCAUGA